AUGGACAACAAAUUGAAUCAGAUCCUUGUUGAGUUUGGCUUAGAUAAAUGCUCAAAGGAACCUUCGGUGUAUAGGAAGAACUCAGGCCAAGAUCUUUUAAUCGUGGGAGUGUAUGUUGACGACUUGUUUAUUACGGGAACAAGUCUAGAGCUUAUUAAAAGGUUUAAGGAGGAGAUGUCUAGCAUUUUUGAAAUGAGCGAUCUAGGCAGAUUAUCAUACUAUCUCGGGAUCAAGAUUGAGCAACAUCAAGGAGGUAUAACACUUAAUCAAAGAAGCUAUGCGUUAAAGAUAUUGGAGGAAGCAGGACUACAGAACUGCAACUCUGUUCAUACACCGAUGGAAACAGAGUUAACACUAUCAAGAGCAGAGAACGAAAGGGAGAUCGAUGAAACAGUCUAUCGAAAGCGAGUUGGAUGUCUCAGAUAUCUACUUCAUACUAGACCCGACCUCUCCUUUUGUGUUGGUAUUUUGAGCAGAUUUAUGUCCAGUCCGCGAGAGUCUCAUGGUGUGGCUUUAAAACAGUGUUUACAUUACUUGAAAGGGACAGUUGGCUUGGGUCUAUCUUAUGGAAGAUCGAGGGUGCCUAAGCUAAUUGGUUACAGUGACAGUAGCCAUAAUGCUGAUCCUAUUGAUAGUAGAAGCACAUAUGGUCACAUCUUUUACUUCGGUGAUAGUCCAAUCUCGUGGUGUUCAAGGAAGCAAGAUGUUGUUGCUAUGUCAUCGUGCGAAGCAGAAUUUAUGGCUGGUACAGAAGCUACUAAGCAAGCAAUCUGGUUACAAGAUUUGUUGGCUGAGAUUACUGGGAGUUUGCUUGAAAGGGUUAUCAUUCGUAUUGACAACGAAUAA
Molecule: messenger RNA, 846 nt
Organism: Camelina sativa (false flax)
Lineage: Eukaryota; Viridiplantae; Streptophyta; Magnoliopsida; Brassicales; Brassicaceae
Source: RefSeq, a predicted model, not a curated record